Molecule: messenger RNA, 387 nt
Organism: Loa loa (African eye worm)
Lineage: Eukaryota; Metazoa; Nematoda; Chromadorea; Rhabditida; Onchocercidae
Exons: 2
Source: RefSeq, a predicted model, not a curated record
AUAAUUAAUAAUUCAUUAUUAUCAUUUGAAUGGAGUUUUGACCACACAACAGAGGAUGAACGUUUUCAUUGCUUGACAAAGUAUCCGCCUGUUUUACCGGAUAUCGGUAAACUUAACAAAGUACUUGUCAUGACAAAAUAUCCGCCAUUGCUUUAUAAAUUGGCUAUAUUCUUAGCAAAAAUUAACUGUUUUCAUUUGAAAACUUCAACAAAUAGGAGAUCUAUGAUUACUAGAUUGCACAUCAAUACCCUCAGUAUAUCCUUAACUUCUUCCCGAAUGUCCCGCCAUUGCAAAACUCUUAACGGUGUUUAUAGCUUAAACUAUAGUGAAAAUAAUACAAGUUUAGAAUGUGACUUUACAACAAAAAUCAGAUCCUAUUCAGACUAG